Molecule: messenger RNA, 4091 nt
Organism: Colletes gigas
Lineage: Eukaryota; Metazoa; Arthropoda; Insecta; Hymenoptera; Colletidae
Gene: VAChT
Product: vesicular acetylcholine transporter-like
Exons: 3
Coding region: 401-2149 (582 amino acids)
Biological process (GO): transmembrane transport; xenobiotic transport; acetylcholine biosynthetic process
Cellular component (GO): terminal bouton; cytoplasm; membrane
Molecular function (GO): xenobiotic transmembrane transporter activity; acetylcholine transmembrane transporter activity; choline O-acetyltransferase activity
Source: RefSeq, a predicted model, not a curated record
UCAAAGCCACCCCAACGGAGAGACACACCGAGACGCCCCUGCCAUCGGGAGCCCUUCGGUCUUGACUCGGUUACGGAUUCGACUGAAAGGUGGAGGGCCCAGGGACGCAGGAAGCCAAGGAGUCGUCGCACGACUCGAAGGACGAGGCCGGACCGGACGUGGCCACAACCCUGAGCAACUUGUUCUCCGGACUUCCGGCUUUGGCGGGUCCCCAACGCCUCGCCAACUCCCUCAGGCAGAAGUUCGCCAAUAACUCCGGUUAUCCCCGGCCUGGCCUGAUGCUUGCCGCCCCAAUCGCGACGAUCUCUUCGUCACGGUCGCUCCCGAGGUCGCACGAAGUGAUCGCGUUUAGUUGUCGUUGAGCGUUCGAAGAAGGGGAUAUACGAAUCGAGGCGGAGCCAUGUCGACGACGAUACCGAUACUGAACAUCGAGCUAGGGGAGCUGAAGGAGUUCAUCUGGAUGAAGCUGCAGGAGCCGAAGGCUCAACGAAAGCUCGUCCUGGUGAUCGUCUCGAUAGCUCUGCUGCUCGACAACAUGCUCUACAUGGUGAUAGUGCCGAUCAUACCCGAUUACCUGAAAUACGUGGGCGCGUUUGGCGAGGAGGAGGAGCAAGAAGCAAACACCACAGGUCCACCGGUUCACCACGGCCAGGACUCCGCAACUGGCGUGUUGUUCGCGUCGAAGGCGAUCGUGCAGCUGAUGGUGAACCCGUUCUCCGGGGCACUGAUCGACAGAAUCGGCUACGACAUACCGAUGAUGGUAGGGCUGUCGAUAAUGUUCCUGUCCACCGCGGUGUUCGCCUGCGGCAGGAGUUACGGUGUUCUGUUCUUCGCCAGAAGCCUCCAGGGCGUCGGUUCCGCGUUCGCGGACACCAGUGGCCUGGCCAUGAUCGCUGAUCGCUAUACAGAGGAGUCAGAACGCUCGAAGGCGCUGGGUAUCGCGUUGGCGUUCAUCAGUUUCGGCUGUUUGGUCGCGCCCCCGUUCGGUGGCGCCCUCUACCAGUUCGCGGGCAAGGAGGUGCCUUUCCUGAUCCUGGCGUUCAUCAGCCUGGCGGACGGUUUCAUGCUACUGCUGGUCAUGAAGCCGCUGAAGGAGCAGUUGAAGGAGAGUCGGGGGGAUCACACGCCCUCGAUACCCAUUUGGAGACUCCUCAUGGACCCGUACAUCGCGGUGUGCGCGGGUGCUCUGAUGAUGUCGAACGUGGCUCUGGCCUUCCUGGAGCCUACCAUAUCCCUGUGGAUGGAGGACCACAUCACUCGUGACAACUGGAAGAUGGGGAUGAUCUGGCUACCAGCCUUCUUCCCCCACGUGUUCGGUGUGAUGAUCACCGUCAAGAUGGCCAAGCAGUAUCCCCAGCACCAGUGGCUGAUGGCUGCUGGUGGCCUGGCUCUGGAGGGCCUCUGCUGCUUCAUCAUACCCUUCUGCACCUCCUACAAAGUCCUCAUGAUCCCACUGUGCGGGAUCUGCUUCGGUAUUGCUCUCAUCGACACUGCUCUGCUGCCUACCUUGGGCUACCUGGUGGACGUGAGGUACGUGUCGGUCUACGGGAGCAUCUACGCCAUAGCUGACAUCUCCUACAGCGUGGCAUACGCGGUGGGACCCAUAAUAGCUGGAGGAGUCGUCGAAGCAAUUGGUUUUACCGCUCUGAACGUCGGGAUAGCCUUCUCCAACCUGCUCUACGCCCCUGUGCUGAUGUAUCUCAAGCACAUUUACGAUUUCAAGCCCUUCCAGUGCGAGGCUGACGUCCUCAUGCAGGAUCCUCCUGAUAAGGAGUACCAGACGUACGUCCUCCAGGAGCAGAGGCCACUUUCUGGUGAGAUUGGCAAUCAUCUUAAUCAGACUCGCAUGGAGACCAAUGUGGAUCAAGGGUACGACCAGAAUUACCAAGGCCAGGGCUACGAGCAGCCUGGAUACGCUCAGAACGUGAAUGCUCCAGGGUACAACCAGGCUGGAGGCUACGAGCAACCGCCCAUGUACGACCAACCGGCUAAUUAUAGCCAACAAGGCCAGGGUUACGCUCAGCAGAGACCCUACGGCCAGGAACAGCAAGCCAGCGACGCCAACCCGUUCAGAAGACCACCAGCGCCACCUGUCGUCGAGCAGAGACCAGCUGGCGACAGCAACCCAUUCAGACAAGGAAUGUACUAAUGGAGAUCAUGAGAAACACAGAUCAAGUAUCACAGAACAGUCUUCGAGACAAGCUUCCAGUUAAGAAAACGCGCGAUGGCCGAUCUCUGGGCGACCGCAGCGCUCCCUCGAGUCACUCUCGCGCGAACAGUGCGGCCAUCUUGUGAUCCGAAACUGUCGAACGAGACUUCCAAGAACGAUUACUUCGAUAAGGGACUCGAAAGCACGCGUUGGUAUUGGUUUUUUUCAGUGGGUAGUGUCCGGAUACUUCGUAGAUAUUUUAGACAAAAUGGAGGGACUUGAGUGGACGUGUUUCGACCGAGUUUUAUGCAUGCAUCUCGCGAAUAUUAAUUGAACGGGCAGUUUUGGAAUUUUGCAUAUCAUUCUUGCGAUGUUUAGCGAUCGAAAUUUGUUUUUCUCGACUUCAAUCACGCUUCUCUCGUUGGUAACAAUGAUAAACCAAGAGAAAAUGGACGGUAGAUGGGGAGGAACUAGUGCAGACCAGUCUCGAACAGUUUGGGAAUUUUAUUUUACGCAAAGGAAAUCGGGAACUUCAAUUUUUUUAUGAAAUAUGUCUUCUAUGAAUAUUGAUAACUAGUUUGUGGGUGUUUCGGGGGAAAAAUGGCGGGAAAUUUGAAUCGUGGAACGUAGCCAUUUCGUUUGCAACGUCGUAAUUGGUAAAUUUCGUAUAAUUUUAAAGUGUAUUGUAUUUUCGAAAUGAUGUGACAUGCACAAAAGUAGGAACAGGAAGAAAUAAACGUCCUUUAGAUGUUUAUGGAGAAAUAAGUAUCGGUGUGAUGGGUAUUCGCACGUUGUGGGUGUGACUUAAAGGGGUAUUCUGAUGGUGGAAAAACAGGGCCAUGUUUGGAAUUUUUUAAUGGAACAACCAUUCAAUAUUUCAGUUUUAAACUUUGCAGUAUUGUUUGUGCGUGUCUUGUUGGGUUACGUGAAUUUUUUCAGUGAAAAAUACGGCAUAGUUUUGGGUUAAAACGAAAGAAAUUGGCGAACAACACUGAAUUUUUGAAAUAAUUCUAGUUCGAACCAUUUUGGACCAUUUCAAACCAUUUCAAACCAUUCAAAAUUUCACUUUAGAACUGUGCACUAUUAUUUGAAUGUAAUUUUUUGAAAUAGUUUCAGAGAAUUUUUGAAGUAAUUCUGAUUUAAACCAUUUCGAACCACUCCAAACUAUUCCAAACCACUCCAAACCACUCAAAAUUUCACUUAAAAACUGUGCACUAUUAUAUAGAUGUAAUUCUCUGAUAUAGUUUCAGAGAAUUUUCGAAGUAAUCCUAAUUCAAACCAUUUCAAACCACUCCAAACCACUCCAAACCACUCCAAACCACUUCAAACCACUUCGAACCAAAGUUUUUACUGAAUAUCCCAAAAACCAUGAAGUUUCCAAGCAAUAUAAUUCCACUAUUUUCAAGAAUCCAAGCACUACAUUUAACAAAUAAAUUUUCCAAACAGUUUCAAGUAAAUUUUGAGAAAAAAACAAAGCAAAAUUUAACGUUCGAAUACCCCUUUUUGGAGAGAAUAAUCGCGACGAGGGCUUCCCCUAAGCAAGGACCUUCGUUCGCGAGUCGGGCACCAGCAAAUUUUUCGUUCUUAUCGAUUACGUUCGCGUUAGGUAUGCUGAACCGAAAUAUCAUAUCAUUAGUUGUUAAGGCGACAAGAACUCAGCUUCGAAGCUUUCUUGUAGGUAGUUGUAUAGACGAGAAGAAUAGUCUGCCUCAGAAAUGGUGUAACGAUAUGAACGAUAUAGUCAAAAUGUUACUAAAUCCCCUAUUGUUAAUAAACAAAUAUCGGGCAAUUUUAUACAAUUUCAUAUUAUAUAAUUUAAACAAACGCGAAGAGAAAACAUUAAAUAGAGGAUCGUCGAUAGAUUUUGGGUCGUUAUUCGUUAUUAUAUCAUUCACGAAUAACGAAUGAAAUCGAUUUAUUCGCGGUGAACGAAUUGAAAUCG